CACGAAGGACGAAGGAUGUGACGCUCACGGUGCCUUGUUGUACACAUUCACAAAAAUCUUGAGGGGUAUUGUCUCGGCGGUCUUUUGUCUCAGUAAAGACACAGGCUUCUAAUCCUGACGUUUCAGCAACCCUGGUGAAGCCUGAUACUCUCCAGUGAACAGUGUGGCUGGCUGUCACAAGGACCUGCUGGUGGGGACUGAGUGAACAAGCCAGCGUAAAAGGAUGAGCGGGGCCGCACUGGGAAUAGAGAUCGUGGUGGUGUUCUUCCUCGCGCUCUUCCUCCUGCAUCGCUAUGGUGACUUUCGCAAACAGCAGCGAAUGGUGCUGUUUGGCACACUGCUGGCUUGGUAUUUAUGCUUUCUCAUCGUCUUUAUCCUUCCACUGGACGUCAGCACGACAAUUUACAGGCAGUGCAAGAAGGAUAAUGAGGAACGAAUGGCGAUGCUGGCCGUAACUGCAGAGUUUUCUAAUCAGACAGCUGCCAAUUCUUCUGUUUUGCCGACUAAAAGUUCUCCAAAGGUGUGUUACAAGCCUUGGAGCUAUAUUCCAGAUGGAAUCAUGCCUGUAUUCUGGCGUGUGGUUUAUUGGACCUCUCAGUGUCUCACCUGGCUCCUGCUGCCCUUCAUGCAGUCCUACGCUCGAUCUGGGGGCUUCUCCAUCACUGGGAAGAUUAAGACUGCCCUCAUAGAAAAUGCCAUCUACUAUGGCACCUAUCUGCUUAUCUUUGGCUCCCUGCUCAUCUAUGUGGCCGUGCAUCCACAGUGGCAGCUGUCAUGGUAUGAGCUACAGACGAUUGGCAUCACAGCAGCCAACACCUGGGGGCUCUUCUUACUGGUUUUGCUGCUGGGCUAUGGUCUGGUGGAGAUCCCACGCUCCUACUGGAAUGCUUCUCGCCGAGGUCACCUGCUACUCAAGACCUACUUCAAAGCCGCCAAGUUGAUGACUGAGAAGGCAGAUGCUGAGGAAAACCUGGAGGAUAUCAUGGAGGAGGUGAGAAAGGUCAGCGAGUCUAUUAAGUACAACCACCCACUGAGGAAGUAUGUUGACACCAUCCUUAGGAAGUGUCCUGUGGACUACCAAGAGAAGAUGGGCAGAAACAUGGAUGACUACGAGGAUUUUGAUGACAAGCAGAACACCUAUCCCAGUGAAAGAAGCCUAGAGAAGUUGCAUAAGCAGGUAAUAUAUGCUGUGCAACGGCACAACCGAACCCGGGUCCAGUGGCAGAUUCUACUAGAUCAGGCAUUGCACCUUGAAGAUGUGGCCAAGAAUGAGACCAGUUCCACGCACCAGUUUGUCCACAGCUUCGCCCCUGCUGAACCUCCCAGCUGGUUCAGCCGAUAUGUCUACACUCCCACUGUAGAGUGGUACUGGGAGUGUCUGCUCAAGCAGUGGUUCUACCGGCUUCUGGCCGUGGUCCUGUCCCUGUUCUCCGUGGCCGUGGUCUGGUCUGAGUGCACCUUCUUCAGCACCCGGCCUGUUCUCUCACUUUUUGCUGUCUUCAUCCAGCUGGCUGAGAAGGACUACAACUACCUGUACAUAGAGAUGGCGUGUUUCAUCACCAUCUUCUUCCUGUGCACCUGCGUGUACUCCACGGUGUUCCGCAUCAGAGUCUUCAAUUAUUACUACCUGGCUUCUCAUCACCAGACUGAUGCCUACAGCCUGCAGUUCAGCGGCAUGCUUUUCUGCCGUUUGACCCCGCCCCUCUGCUUGAACUUUCUUGGUCUGAUCCACAUGGACUCUGCCAUCUCACACCAGCAGAAGGAGCAGACAGCUUAUACUUCUAUCAUGGGGUCCAUGCGUGUUCUCUCGUUUAUUGCCAAUGGCUUCUACAUUUACUACCCUAUGCUCAUCGUCAUCCUGUGUAUCGCCACCUACUUCAGCCUCGGAACUCGCUGCCUGAACCUUCUGGGCUUCCAGCAGUUCAUGGGUGAAAACGACAUGACCUCUGACCUGAUUGAUGAGGGAAAAGAACUUAUACGACGAGAGAAAAGAAAACGUCAAAGGGUAGAAGAUGGAGAGAACAGACGCAGAGAAUGGAAGGAGCGCUAUGGGAACCAGCGUGAUGAUUACGUGACCAGAAAUAGGAACACUCACUCUGAAUUAAAGGAGACCAAUUAUGGUGACACGAUGAAUGCCAGUGCAAACAGGCAGGCCAGGUAUUCUCGGCCCAGCAACCGCUCAGGGGACAGGGACCGGAUCGAGCUGCUGCAGGAUGCUGAGCCGCUGGACUUCAACGCUGAGAUGCUGUCUGACGAUCCACUGGAGUCUGAGUCUGGAAGGCAUGCUGGGGGACGCUAUCUGUCCAUGUCUUCAUCCCGCAGCCGUAUCUUUGAUGACGUGUGAGGUUGGAGCUGCGAGUGGAGGGAGAAACAAAGACAGGCCACUUGUCCUCCUGCUUCUCUCUUAAUUUGUUUAGGAGGCUGGCGUCUCUGGCCUUUGACCACUGUCCUCCAGUGAAUGUAGCGUUUUACCUCUUCCAUGUACACGUGGAUCUGAUGUUUUGAGACUUCACAACAAUUCAACGAUCAGUGAUCUCCCCCACAAAAUUCUGCAGCUAAACAUAACAUACUACAAGCAAAUCUCUUCGAAACCGUAACUGUAUGAAGGCUGUUAAAAUUUGGGUUUUGUUUACAAGACAUCCAAGUUUUCAGGGAAAAAAUGACGAUAGAAAAGUGAAUCCGAAUUUGGAAAAGUAAAUCCAUUUUAAUAUUAUUGAAUCUUGUCCUAAAAUAGUGUUCUUCCGUAACACUUCUAGUAUUAUUCACAGAGGAAUGUUUGAAAAUGGAAAAUGUGCAUGUUUCCCGAAGUGAGAAAUUCAGCAAAGUUGUACAAUUUCCUCCGACUUUCGCAGCCAACUGGUGAUCCUCAGUGGUAAGAUGAGUGACGCAAGGCCACUUUUUAUUUAACAAAAGGCUUUCUGAACCUCUAUUUAUUUAUUGUACAUAAAUCUGUAUAUAGUAAUAUGGGGAUAACUUAUAUAAGUAUCUCCCCCUCUAAAAUCUGCAUUGAUUAAUUCUGUGCGUUCAGAGGCACAUUGUUCAUUGUGCUGUAGCUUGUGUUUAUGUCCAAUGAAUGAAGUUAUCACUUUGCACACUUGGAGAUUCUCUCCUUUAUAAACACUGAGAAAUAGCGGUGCGUUUUCUUUUUAUUUGCCAAGUAACUGGCUGUGGAUUUCGGCGCAUGACACACUAUGAGCUAACUGUAUGACACGGGUACUAGCUGAUACAAUAGCAGAUCUGCAUUUCUAAAACAGCACAUAUUGUGGAGCACUGAGGUAAAACCUCUGAAAUGUGCAGGCCAGAGCUUUGAGCUGAGGUAUCAUCUUUGCUUUCAAAUGAUUUGUUUGUUUGUCUUUCAUCUUUGGUUGUGACAGCAGAUGCUAUUUGUAAUAUUUGAAUAUAGUAAUUGUAAAAUUCUAGUUUCCUAGUACUUUGGACAAUAGUGAAUGAUGCAGCUCAUAGUAUUUAUGACUGGUAAGUGCCCAUUAUUUACUUUUUAAAAAAUUUUUGUAUAAAAACCAACUACGUUACAUGGUAAUCAGUCUUUUUAUUUAGGUUUAAAUCCUGAAUAAAUGUCCUACCUUCUCCCAGUGUGAACUCUGGGGAAAUUCAUAGUUUUACAUGUCAGAAAUCACUUGUUUAUAGAAUGACACACCCAACUGUGACGGAUCCAAAUCUGACUUUACGAAAGCAGAACACACAGAUUUUGUUCUGGUUUUGUGUUAUAUACUGAACUACUUUAAAAAGUGUCCUUUUGAGAAGAAUGAGGCGUCUUUAAACUGAUUUAAUCAAUGUUACCGGUAACACAAAUUCCUACUCCCUGUCUGCUCCGCUAAAAGCAGGUGCACCUCCAAGAGCCACACGCCGAUUGUGACACGGAAGGUGUUAGUUUUUUGUUAAUCUGUUUGGAUGACUGUUUCAAUGUUGGACAUAUUGCUGCAGCCAACAGUCUUCAUUGGCUGGAUUUGCACUAAAAUCUCAUCUGAAGCACAUCGAAAGGUUGCUGGACCACAAAUGAAGAGCUGUGGUCUGUCUGCCUUUUGCGGUGGCCAGUUGUAGACUAAACUUGCCUGGUGUUUUCUGGGUCAAGGUUUGCAAGGUGGGGUUUGGGUUUGUACUGUCAUGACUGGAAACACUGUAAUGUGUCAAUUGUGUACAUUUAUUUAUAUGAAUAUUUUAGUAGUAGAGGAUUGUUUGCAACAGAGAAGGUUCUCAAAGGUAACUGUUGCAAAACGUAAGAUGUUUUUAUGGCCCUAGUUCACUUCCUUGUCUUUAAUGUGCAAUGGGAACGAUUUCAGUCUUUCUUUGACUGGCCUCAUAAAAAAAUCAUUCAUCAGUCUGAAAAUAUGAGGGCUUCAUUUUAAAUAUGUAAGGAUAUUGCUGCAACAAGGUUUGCAUUGUGUCCUGUAUCUUUUGUUAGGUGACUUGUUACAAGAACUGAGUUGGAUUAGCUUUCAUGAAGUUUUGGGUUUGGUGAGAAAUCACUCGUGUAUUAAUUGUACAUGUGAAAUGUUCAUGUUUUCACCACUGGAUCUUUUUACAUGGUAUUUUCCUACGUUAUGUGGUACAGAAACACACACGACUAACCAAUAAAUUGUAUUUUUAUCAGUUCAGCUUUUUGUUCUUAAAUCCUUGGUUUUUUUUUUUUAUAUUUGUGCUGUUUGCAGCUGUGGAGGGAUCAGGCUGUUGUGGUGUGUUUCUGUACCUGCUGUCUGUUUUGUGCUCAAUUUUUCACGAGUUAUUAAUAAAAUGAUUAUUUCUCUGGUGUGUGUUCAACAAAGCCUCAAAUCUAAUAUUAAAGUUGAACACUCAGAACCCUCUCUGUUUAAAUGACAGUCCUCUGCUCGUUUAAGUAGAAAAAAAGUUAUAUGAUAUUCGGUGGUAUUUUGUUCUGUUGAUGUUCACCUGUUUGACGCCGGAAUGCUGUAAUUAUCUUAAUGGUUUCUAUUCUAUGUAUCUUAAAUGUGGCAAGUAACCAUGUACACAAAUGUGCUGCGACCAAAUUAAAAUACUGUAA
Molecule: messenger RNA, 5017 nt
Organism: Scleropages formosus (Asian bonytongue)
Lineage: Eukaryota; Metazoa; Chordata; Actinopteri; Osteoglossiformes; Osteoglossidae
Gene: lmbrd2b
Product: LMBR1 domain containing 2b
Exons: 18
Coding region: 224-2344 (706 amino acids)
Biological process (GO): adrenergic receptor signaling pathway
Cellular component (GO): membrane
Source: RefSeq, a predicted model, not a curated record